Molecule: messenger RNA, 573 nt
Organism: Chenopodium quinoa (quinoa)
Lineage: Eukaryota; Viridiplantae; Streptophyta; Magnoliopsida; Caryophyllales; Amaranthaceae
Exons: 2
Coding region: 1-573 (190 amino acids)
Source: RefSeq, a predicted model, not a curated record
AUGGUUGAAAAAGGAAUACUCCUUGGGCACAAAAUUUCCCACAAGGGAAUAGAGGUUGACAAGUCGAAGAUCGAGGUUAUCAAAAAGUUGCCACCUCCGGUUAAUGUGAAAGGUGUGAGAGCAUUUUUAAGCCAUGCCGGGCUUUGUAGAAGAUUCAUUAAAGAUUUUUCACUCAUUGCAAAGCCCCUCAAUGAUCUUCUUCAAAAGGAUGUCGAGUUUUUAUUCAAUGGUAAGUGUCUGGAGGAAUUCAAUAAGUUCAAUAAAGCUCUAAUCUCCACUCCAAUUGUUCAAGCUCUAAGAAGGGAUUUACCAUUUGAGAGUAUGGUCCAAAACAAUUGUGUUCACCGAUCCUUCGGCCAAAAAUACCUUUUUGGGAAGAAAGAAUCAAAGCCAAGACUAAUUCGUUGGGUGUUAGAGCUUCAAACUUUUGAUCUUAAGAUUAGAGAUAAGAAAGGAGCGGAGAAUGUAGUAGCGGAUCAUCUAUCUAGACUUGAGGAUUUUCAAGUUCAAGAUGAUGGGUCUCUCAUUGAAAAUAGAAUGUUAGAUGAUUCUUUGUAUGAUAUAGAUAAGUAG